Messenger RNA from Mustela erminea (ermine), 3347 nucleotides. RefSeq names its product tetratricopeptide repeat domain 25 (gene ODAD4). Gene Ontology annotation, molecular function: protein binding. The transcript has 13 exons. Lineage: Eukaryota; Metazoa; Chordata; Mammalia; Carnivora; Mustelidae. Gene Ontology annotation, cellular component: cytoplasm. The record is from RefSeq and is a predicted model, not a curated record. The coding region runs from base 140 to 2290 and encodes 716 amino acids.
AGCUGGGGAGCGAGGGGAGGGGCCGGAAGCAACUCUACGCUUCCCGGUUGCUAAGAGACGAGGCUUCCACAAGGCGACGGAGGUUCUCCGGAUUCUUUUUCUCCCUUUUUCUGCUUUAGCGUCACCGAAUCCGGCCACCAUGUCGGACCCAGAAGCUGACAGCUUGCGAAGCACCUUUCCCUCUUAUAUGGCGGAGGGCGAGCGGCUGUAUCUGUGCGGAGAGUUCUCUAAAGCCGCCCACAGCUUCAGCAACGCUCUUCACCUUCAGAAUGGAGAUAAGAAUGGCCUGGUUGCCCGAUCCAAGUGCUUCCUGAAGAUGGGAGAGCUGGAGAAGUCCCUGAAGGAUGCUGAGGCUUCACUCCAGGGUGACCCGACUUUCUGUAAGGGAAUUUUACAAAAGGCUGAGACCCUGUACACCAUGGGAGACUUUGAGUUUGCCUUGGUGUUCUAUCAUCGAGGCUACAAGCUGCGGCCUGACCGAGAAUUCAAAGUUGGAAUUCAGAAAGCCCAGGAAGCCAUCAACAACUCAGUAGGAAGUCCUUCUUCAGUUAAGCUAGAGAACAAAGGGGAUCUCUCCUUCUUAAGCAAGCAAGCUGAGAGUAUGAAAGCCCAGCAGAAGCCUCAUCCCGUGAGACAACUUGUACAUCACCCCGAGAGGGAGUCUAAGCGGAAGGGCUCACUCAAGAGUGAGAAGAUUGUCCGCCAGCUCCUGGGCGAGCUCUACGUGGACAAGGAGUAUCUGGAGAAGCUCCUACUGGAUGAAGAUAAGGAAAGAAAGACCCUGAAUGGGGAGCAACUUGUCCAAGAUGACAAGCAAGUUCAUGACCUGAUCAAGGGCACCAUCAAGCAUGGCCUGACCGUGGAGGACCUCAUCAUGACAGGCAUCAACUACCUGGACACCCGCAGUAACUUCUGGAGGCAGCAGAAGCCCAUCUACGCCAGGGAGCGGGACCGGAAGCUGAUGCAAGAGAAGUGGCUGCGGGACCGCAAACGCCGUCCCUCACAGACAGCCCAUUACAUCCUCAAGAGCCUCGAGGACAUAGACAUGUUGCUGACCAGCGGCAGUGCUGAUGGGAGCCUUCAGAAAGCGGAGAAAGUGCUGAAGAAAGUGCUCGAAUGGAACAAAGAGGAGGUGCCCAACAAGGACGAGCUGGUUGGAAACUUGUACAGCUGCAUAGGGAAUGCCCAAAUCGAGCUGGGGCAGAUGGUCGCAGCCCUGCAGAGCCACAGAAAGGAUUUGGAGAUCGCCAAGCAAUAUGACCUUCCUGAUGCUAAGUCGAGAGCCCUUGACAACAUUGGCAGGGUUUUUGCCAGAGUUGGGAAAUUCCAGCAAGCCAUUGACACGUGGGAAGAGAAGAUCCCUCUGGCAAAAACCACCCUGGAGAAGACCUGGCUGUUCCACGAGAUUGGCCGCUGCUACUUGGAGCUGGACCAGCCCUGGCAGGCCCAGCAUUAUGGUGAGAAGUCCCAGCAGUGUGCCGAGGAAGAAGGAGACAUUGAGUGGCAGCUGAAUGCCAGCGUUCUGGUGGCACAGGCACAAGUCAAGCUGAGAGACUUCGAGUCGGCCGUGAGCAACUUUGAGAAAGCCCUGGAGAGAGCGAAGCUGGUCCACAACAACGAGGCGCAGCAGGCCAUCAUCAGCGCCUUGGACGAUGCCAACAAGGGCAUCAUCGAAGAGCUGAAGAAAACGGACUACAGGGAGACACUGAGAGAAAGGAGAGAGAGAGAAGAGGCAGCUGAAUUGGAAUCUUUGAGAGAGGCGGCUUUGGGGAACGAGAAGGAAAGCAUGAGAAGAGGGAGAGAUGAGUUUGAGAAGGUGAUGAAGCACUGGGAGCGAGAGCCAGCGGACAGUGAGAAAGAGAUAGAAGAUGAGUUGUCUCAGGAAAUUCUGAGGGUCGCAGCGAGUGGGCAAGAAGAAAACAGGCAGAGAGAAGUAGAGGAAGCCAGCUCCUUCAAGAGAAUAGGGCUGGGAGCCGCAGGGCGAGACUCUGAAGAUGUUGCCGAGAGCACGUCCAGAGACCUGGGUGCAGGAAGCGAGGGAGAGGAGGACGGGAAACCGAUAGAAGUGGGCAGAAUGGAAUCAAGAGAAAUUUACAGGAGGCCUCCAGAGCUGGACCAGAAACCCUCAGGAGAAUUAAACAGAAGGGAAUCAGAAGGACUGGAGAGUCAAGUUUCAGAAGACAGCAGAAGAGAGUCAGAAGAAAUAGGGCAAACAGAACUAGGAGAAACAGCAGAAGUGACAAAGGCAGAAAAUGGUGAAGACAUGGAAGAACAUGAAAAAGAUGAAUGAAGCAGCAGGCAUCAGGACCAGGGACCUUAGGCACUUAUUCAACUGGACUUGGAUUUUCAAGCUGAGAUUUGUCUCAUAGGAGAACAUGUGGACUGGGCUCCACAGGUCGCCUCUGCCUCUUUCUGCUACUAUUUCCCCUUUCAAUAGAUAAUAGAUAUCUUUCACUCUUAAAAACCCUGAGUCUGUCUUUUUGCCUCCCUGCUCACCCACAAGAGCCUUAGAGAAUGAGGACCCCCGCUCGGGGUACCACUUUCCAAGCAAAAGCAUUUCAGGAUGGUGAAGAAACAGGUGAGCUCCAAGGGACCAAGCUAGCUUAAAGAGGGGGAAGAAAAAGAGUCCUGGGAGGAGAGGUACAUUUGUGCCGACACUGGCCAUGGGUUCAUCUUGCUGACUGACUGCUCUGAUCAGGGCACUGUGGGAGGCUUGAUGGAAGAAGUGAUGAUGGGACACGCUGAAGCCUGGCAGGCACAAAGAAGUGAAUGCUGGCAUUGAAAUGGGCAUUAUGCUGGAGGAGCCCAGAGGAAGAGAGCUGCUGCCUCAGAACAGGGAGCAGUCCCUAGGAAGAGUGGCAGCUGGACUCCACCUGCGCCACCUCCAGAUGGUACAGUGAAGUAAAUCAGACUCCACAAGCUGGUUUCCUCCUCCGUAGAACGGUAUCUGCCCCCAGGGUUGGCAGGAGACUUCUCUGAGUGCUCAGCACAGCACUUGGUACACGGGAAGCUCUCCAAAAUCCGACCCAGCUUUUUCGGUGGCUUCGCAGAGGAGGUGGCGCUGAACAGCUGCCUCAGAAGAUGAGCCAGGAUUUCACUACAUUACUCAUCUGUCCCGGCUGUUGCCAUCCUGGUUCCAUCUCUCCAGUCCUUGGAAGGUUUAGGGCUGAAGUUAGGCUAGCUAGGACCAGGCCCCCACUAAUGUGAGGCGAGUGAGGCAUUUCAGAUGCAGUGGCUCACGGGGCUCCAGGAAACUCACUAAGCAACAGGUAGAAUUCUAAUGUAAUGUAAAAACACAUCCACAACGCUAAACCCCACGAUGAAUAAAAUACCACAAUUUUAAACAA